AUGGCGGACCUCACGCCAGAGCAGAAGCUGGCUCUGAUCAGAGAGAACUUGCAGGAGAUUAUCGAUGUGGAGAUUAUCGAGGAGGUUCUCAAGACUCGCGAUCUCAAGGUCUAUUUCGUCGCGCAACUUUUGGCAGCGCAAUGCCAUGUCAAGAUCCUUCUCGCCGACAUCCACGGUUUCCUCGACAAUCUUAAGGCCCCGAUUGAACUAGUCAACUUCAGAGCAGACUACUACCAGUUUGCAAUCACAUCUAUGCUCAAAGCAGUUGGUGUCAGCAUCGACAAGCUGGAGUUCAUCAAGGGUUCCUCCUACCAGAAAGGCCCCGAGUAUGCUAUGGAUGUCUACAAGCUAUGCUCAGUAGUCUCCGAGCACGAUGCAAAGAAGGCGGGCGCCGAAGUUGUCAAACAGACAGGAAACGCGCCCCUUAGCGGUUUACUUUACCCUAUUCUCCAGGUCCUUGAUGAGCAGCAUCUCGACGUUGAUGCUCAAUUCGGAGGUAACGACCAGAGGAAACUGUUCACCGCAGCCAAGGAGUGGCUACCAAGAAUCGGUUACAAGCAGCGCGCUCAUCUUCUUAGUCCCAUGGUUCCAGGUCUGCAAGGCGGCAAGAUGAGCGCAUCAGACCCCAACAGCAAAAUUGAUCUCCUCGAUCCCCCCGACGUCGUGACUAAGAAGCUGAAAAAGGCCGAGUGUGUUCCGAAGGUUACUGAGGGCAAUGGCGUGUUGAGCUUUACAGAAUACGUGUUGCUACCAGCCGGUGCCCUAAAGUACGGCAGACCGGAGUUCCGUGUGGAUAGAAGCCGGGACAACCUCCCGGAGCUCGUCUACACAUCGAUAAAGGAGAUGCACGAAGACUACAAGAACGAUGUCUUGACACCCCAGCUUCUCAAGCCCGCUGUAACGAAGGCCCUUAUUGACCUGAUGGCACCUAUACAAGCAGAAUUCCAGGCCUCGCAGGCAUGGCAGGAGAUUAUGCCCAAAGCCUACCCGCCAGAGGAAGCGAAGAAGAAGGAGAAGAAGGUUAAGGACAAGGGCUCACGGCACCCCGGAGGCAAAAAGCCUGAGGCGAAGUCAGAAAGCGCCAUAGCAGAAGCUGGCGAUGCACCCGCAGCCUCGUCGGAAUUGCCUAUCCGAUCAUCUUAG
Molecule: messenger RNA, 1143 nt
Organism: Phaeoacremonium minimum UCRPA7
Lineage: Eukaryota; Fungi; Ascomycota; Sordariomycetes; Togniniales; Togniniaceae
Product: putative tyrosyl-trna synthetase protein
Exons: 10
Coding region: 1-1143 (380 amino acids)
Biological process (GO): tyrosyl-tRNA aminoacylation
Molecular function (GO): tyrosine-tRNA ligase activity; ATP binding
Source: RefSeq, a predicted model, not a curated record